Pseudophryne corroboree (corroboree frog) is the source of this 5170-nucleotide messenger RNA. Its product is annotated as probable cation-transporting ATPase 13A4. The coding region runs from base 1 to 4806 and encodes 1601 amino acids. The transcript is spliced from 30 exons. Gene Ontology annotation, cellular component: late endosome membrane. The record is from RefSeq and is a predicted model, not a curated record. Lineage: Eukaryota; Metazoa; Chordata; Amphibia; Anura; Myobatrachidae. Gene Ontology annotation, biological process: polyamine transmembrane transport; intracellular calcium ion homeostasis. Gene Ontology annotation, molecular function: ATPase-coupled monoatomic cation transmembrane transporter activity; P-type transmembrane transporter activity; polyamine transmembrane transporter activity.
AUGCGCCCCUCACACACGCGCAAUGCAACUGCUUUGAACCUCCUGCUGUCACGGCACCUUCUCUUCGAUGCAUGGAGAGUAAAAGAGCCGACUGCCAAAGACUACACUUACUAUUCCCCCAUAUACGAUGUUUACACGAGAUUAGACAUGAUUUUCCUGAGUUCGGAACCUGCACAAAGUAUCAUUGACACCUCCAUUCACCCCAACACGUGGUCAGACCACGGUCCGGUCACCGUAGAUGUCGCAGGCCCACACCCACCCGCUCGCCACCCUGUGUGGAGAUUGAACGAUAGACUCCUUCUUAAUCCCCAAACGAAAGCCCACAUAGCCGCCGAUAUCUCCCACUACUUUGAGACAAACACAUCCCCGUCUGUUCCCCCUAUGUUACUUUGGGACGCUCACAAAGCGGUCAUACGCGGAUACCUGAUCAGUGCCUCCUCUUAUAACAAGAAGGCCAGAUCCAAACGCAUCCGGGAACUCACGGACAUGCUUGGCUCCCUCUCACUGAAACACAAAAAAACAGGGUCCGAAACGGAUCUCUCCGCCCUAUCUGCGGUCAGAGGUGAGUUAAACAUGCUCCUGACGACGAAGGUGGAGACCAGCUUGAAGUGGCUCAACCAAUCCUUCUACGAAAAAGGAGAUAAAGCUGAUCGGCUGCUAGCCUCUAGGCUCCGGGCUAAACUUACAAGGAAUAACGUUAUGUCUAUCCAGCAUUCCCCUGGUGUGAAGACUAGGGACCCCAAACGCAUCACUGAAACUUUCUCUCGCUUCUACGAGAAACUAUACAACGCCCAUAAGACCACUCAGACGAAACCAGACUUUAUUGGGGCUAUUCGUACCUUCCUAUCCCAAUGCCAUCUCCCUCGUUUAAGCUCAUCGGUCUCAGCCGAAUUGAAUUCGGAGAUAUCCGAAGAAGAAAUUGCCACUGUUGUCAAAUCCCUAAAACUUAGCAAAGCUCCUGGUCCAGACGGCUUUACGGCCGCAUAUUACAAGACCUUUCUCCCCCAACUUACACCUCACCUCUCAGCCCUUUUCAAUGCUGUCUUACAGGGAGCUUCUUUCUCCAAAGCGGCACUGGAGGCCAAGAUAAUAGUCAUCCCUAAGGAGGGUAAGGACACAUCUAUUUGCGCUAACUAUAGGCCUAUAUCAUUACUUAACUCAGAUAUCAAGAUCUAUGCCAAAAUAUUAGCUCUCCGUCUAAAUAGAGUCUUACCCCACCUUAUCCAUAACGACCAGGAAAUCUUUGGCUAUAGAGUGAGUGCUCCCUGGAUUAUCCUGUGUGUGAUUGGUUACUUUAUAUCAGGCGGGAUUCUUCUACUGCUGUUCUAUUGGAAGCCAGAGUGGAGCGUGUGGGCAAAUUGUGUCCCAUCUUCUUUGGAAAAAGCCAAUGUCAUUUUACUAAGAUCAACGGAUGAAAGAAAGAAAUACACCAGGAAGAGAGUGCGUUGGAUUACGCUGAGUGCAUUUAAAGACUCUCUUUUGAGUGGAUCACAUUGUCCUGUAAUUGCUGAUGAAAACUCAAUUGUGAAUAGAGCCAUAAGAAGGCCAGAUCUCAAAGUGAAAUUCAUAAGGGUACAGAAAAUUCGAUAUGUCUGGGACACUUCUAAAAAAAAAUUUGAGAAAAUUGGAACCCUGGAAGAAGAACAUUCUUGCCAUAGCAUACAUACAAAAUAUGGACUUGGUCUGAACAAAGAGGAACAAGAUAUCAGGAGAUUAGUAUGUGGUCAUAACAUCAUUGAAGUGGAAGUUGCUCCCCUUUGGAAAUUAUUCAUUAAUAAAGUGUUCAAUCUGUUCUACUUGUAUCAGUUCUUCACUGUGGCCUUGUGGCUGGCCGAAGGGUACCUGGGUUACGCAAUUGCAAUCCUACUGUUAUGUACCUGUACAAUCACCUUAUCACUUAUGGAACUCAGACAGCAAUCUACAAAGCUUGACAAUCUGGUCAAAGCUCAUAAUAACAUGAAGGUGACUGUGUGUCCGAGAAACAAUGAUUGCAGCCAGGUUGAGUCUCGACAUUUAGUACCAGGGGAUAUUGUUGUUUUAAAUGGCAAAAACUUUUUCAUGUCAUGUGAUGCAAUUUUGCUGAAUGGAACAUGCAUUGUAAAUGAGGGUAUGCUAACAGGUGAAUGCAUUCCUGUGACUAAAACACAGUUACCACAUGGAGAUGACACAAUGCCUUGGAAACAGUACAGUGGAGAAGAUUAUAAGCGCCAUGUUCUGUUCUGUGGAACAGAAGUGAUACGGACUGAAUCCACUGCACAGGGUCCAGCCAAAGCCGUUGUGCUAAGGACUGGUUUUAAUACAACUAAGGGGGACAUGGUGAGGUCCAUAUUGUACCCGAAACCCUUAAACUUCAAGCUAUAUAGAGAUGUUAAAUGGUUUUUCAUAUUUUUGGGAUUUCUUGCCAUUGUUGGCAUUUUAUAUGCUGUGAUCGUAUUUGCAGACGACAAGGUUUAUGCUGGGAGAAUUAUCGUGAUGUCCCUAGUUCUUUUGACAUCUGCAAUUUGCCCAAUCAUACCAGCUGCUCUGACUGUUGGGAUUCUCUAUGCCCAAAGCAGAUUAAAGAAAAAGAGCAUAUUCUGCAUCAGUCCAGACAGAAUCAAUAUGUGCGGCCAGCUCAACCUCUUCUGCUUUGAUAAAACCGGCACUUUAACAGAAGAUGGACUUGAUUUAAUGGGUGUAAUUCAAUCAAAUGGAACAUGUUUCCAGGAUAUGCUUAAACACAGCCAGAUGAAUGAGCUAACCUGGGGGCCCAUGUUUUGUGCUAUGACUAGCUGUCACUCUCUGAUCAUGGUUGAUGGGAACUUACAAGGCGAUCCUUUGGAUCUGAAAAUGUUUGAGGCCACUGGCUGGGUGUUAGAAGAUACCUGUACAGGUAGUAAUGAGGAAGAUUCAACCCAGAACGUUCUUCUCCGACCCGGACCAGAUGCAUGGAUUAAUACAGUAAAAGGGGUAAAAGUUUUAUUCCAGUACCCGUUCUCCUCCGCCAUGCAACGUAUGUCCGUAAUCACCGAGGUUAUUGGAGAGGAUGAGUUGCGUGUUUACAUGAAGGGAGCUCCGGAGAUGGUGGCCAGUUUUUGCCGACCAGAAACAGUUCCCAAGGAGUUUUUUGAUCAGCUGGAGAUCUACACUUUUCAGGGCUUAAGAGUCAUUGGAGUAGCAUCCAAAAUUCUCCAGAAUGGGAAUCGGGAUGAUUUAGAGAGUGUUGAAAGGGAAGAUGUUGAAUGUGACAUGGAGCUUCUUGGUUUGCUAAUAUUAGAAAAUCGUCUUAAACCUGAAACCAAGCCAGUCUUGGAGGAACUGAAUGCAGCCAACAUCAGGACUGUGAUGAUAACAGGUGACAAUAUACAAACAGCAACAACAGUUGCCAAAAACUGUGGUAUGAUUCCUGAGUGCAGCAAAGUGAUUCUGGUGGAAGCUCUUGGACCCAGUGACUCCUCUCCUGCGUCUGUGACCUAUAAACUUCUAGAGUAUCCACAGACUGGACAAAAUGAAAAAGAUAUUUCCAUCAAUAUUGAAGAAAUAUUGGAUGCCAAAAAACAGACCAGGGAUUAUCAUUUUUCUAUGAGUGGGAAAACGUACGAAAAUCUGGAGAAACACUUUGAGGAUUUAUUGCCAAAAUUACUGAUGAAUGGUACAGUGUUUGCAAGAAUGUCCCCUGGACAGAAAUCAACUAUUAUAGAUGAAUUUCGAAAGCUGGACUACUACGUGGGAAUGUGCGGAGAUGGAGCCAAUGAUUGUGCCGCUCUGAAAAUGGCCAAUGCUGGGAUUUCAUUAUCCAUACAAGAGGCCUCCGUGGCUGCACCAUUUAAUUCUCUCCUCACAAAUAUUCAGUGUGUGCCAGAAUUACUAAAGGAAGGACGAGCUGCCCUUGUCACAUCUUUCUGCAUGUUUAAAUACAUGGCUAUGUUUGGACUAAUUGAAUAUAUCAAUACAUUGCUGCUUUACUGGGAACAAAACAUCUUUGGGAAUAAUCAAUUUCUGGUCCAUGAUUUUGCAAUCAUGUUUGUCAUCUUCUUAACAAUGAGCUCCACACCUGCGUACCAUAAACUUGCACCGUACAGACCGCCAGGCCAACUGAUUUCUCCAUCUAUGCUUUUUUCUGUUGUCUACAAUGUUUUCUUUACAAUAGCCAUGCAGACAUAUGCCUUUCUCAUAGUCCAGGAGCAGUCAUGGUACAGCCGAGAUGACGUUUUUAGUGCAUGUUAUGGAGGGAACGCAAGCUUAAACCGAAAUCUUACAUAUGACCUAGUCGAUAAAAGAACUACGAAGAACUAUGUAAGUUUUGAGAACUCAUCUCUUUGGCUGCUUACUGCUGUGCACCUGGUGAUCUUGGCCUUCAUCUUCUCCAAGGGAAAACCAUUCCGUAAACCCUUGUAUACAAACUACAUAUUUGUGGCUACGCUAAUAGUAGAAUUCACCCUUACCUUGUUCUUCAUAUUUGGAAAUUUCAAGAACAUGUAUGUUGUUUUACAGCUUGCCUGCACACCAACCAGCUGGAGGAUCCACAUGUUAGUGAUGUUGGUUAUAUGUCUUGUUGUGUCAUUCGUGGUGGAGGAAUUUAUCCUGGAUAACAGAGCUCUAUGGCUGGCUUUAAAAAGAUGUCUAAAGUUAAAACCCGGAAGUAAUUACAAAAAAUUAAGGGCAAUUUUGGAAGAGGACACCCAGUGGCCGCCCAUUGGAACUACAGUCUAUGGUGAAAGCAAGGUGGCCAAUGGUGACUCUAAAGUUUACACUAAUCCUGCGUUUGAACAUGAAGAUGUUGUACCAAAUGGAAAAAAUUUAACCUAUGUGCUUCAUGGGGCCUAGACACAGAAAAGAAGGACUUCUACCACUACAGUUCACAAGCUAAUGAACAUUUUGCGUAAUGCACAUGUGCUUUACCAUAGCAUGUGUAACCAACACCAUACGCAUAAGGGAAAAGCUAAAUGUUAUCAAUCACACUCUACCUGUAUGACUUUGUGAUUAUUGUCCCUGCUUUAUUCAUAUCUUCAUUUUAUAUAUUUAUUCACAUUUGUUUUUAUUUAGUUAUUCAAACAUUUAUGGUCUGCUUUUCUAAUCCUACUCUCUGUGCUAAAGGAGGGAGAUAUAUAUCAGUCCUGUCAAUAGACAUGUGUGGACCUUAAUACAGAAGUAAAACUAAAAGCUAGUCAUACUUGAAGAUGGUAGGUUC